Molecule: messenger RNA, 2119 nt
Organism: Linepithema humile (Argentine ant)
Lineage: Eukaryota; Metazoa; Arthropoda; Insecta; Hymenoptera; Formicidae
Product: breast cancer type 1 susceptibility protein homolog
Biological process (GO): negative regulation of fatty acid biosynthetic process; double-strand break repair via homologous recombination; positive regulation of transcription by RNA polymerase II
Cellular component (GO): BRCA1-BARD1 complex; BRCA1-A complex; plasma membrane
Molecular function (GO): ubiquitin-protein transferase activity
Source: RefSeq, a predicted model, not a curated record
UUAGUCGCGCGCUCCAUAUCCUCUCCCUUCUCGCACGCUAUGUAUCGGCAUGAGUGUUGUUGUUCUCUACUUCCCACAUUCUCCAAAUUCUUCAUCGGCGCGAUCUUGUGCUUGUUCUAUUUAUUGUUACCCUAUUAUUGUCCUAUCAUCAUUCGCACGGCGACACUUGUACGAGGUACACUAUUCCGUAUCGGCGUGUUAUCCUCUCCAAUAAUACUCUUGCCACUUCCCACAGUUUUUCAUCUUAUUUUUUUCCGUCGUUACAUAUUGUGGAAAGUGUCGAACGUGUAAUCCGUGCGAUAAUAUAAUCGAGUUUUACUUUGUCCGAAUGACAAAGUACGCGGGAGUAUCGUUUAAAACGUCGUGCGAUUUUUGUAUUCGCGAACGCAUGUGAGUGCUUUAAAAAACUGGAAGAAAGUCCGAGAGGAGGAGGAAAAGGCUCAGGAAAGGCAUCGGGCGCCGGCGGAGCAACUUUAGGAUUAACUUGUGAACAACUCCUGCUGCGCAUCCUGUCGUAAUAGCGGGAAUAUUGGGUAAAAAUCAGAUCAGGCUCACCUGCAAAUCUUUGAGCAGGAUCUAUUCAGCAGCUCGUCUACACGAAAAACGACACCGAAGAUGGCUUCCCAGAACGAUCGAGAGGAGCAGCGCACUCCGAAAAGAAGAAAGCUAAAUGACAGAGACGAAAAUGCAGCGGCAGAAGGACGCCAUGCCGAAGAAGACGACAUUGUGGAGAACACUCCUGAGAGAACGAGAAAAAGUAGCGAAAGCAACAUAAAAACAGUUGAAUCGAGGAAAAGUACAUCACGUUUAUCAACGAUUACGAUUACGAGCGGUAGCUCUAUUCUUACGAUGCCGCUGUAUGAAAGCACGCCAAAAAUAGCGCAAUAUUGCAGUAGCGAAAGCAACAUAAAAACAGUUGAAUCGAGGAAAAGUACAUCACGUUUAUCAGCGAUUACGAUUACGAGCGGUAGCUCUAUUCUUACGAUGCCGCUGUAUGAAAGCACGCCAAAAAUAGCGCGUCCCACCGUAUCCGGGCAGAGCAGGAAACUAUACAGCAAACAGGAAACUAUAGUGAUCGGUAGUAAUUUGCUGCCGAAGCAGACGGAUGGUAAGACGUCGGAGAACGUCCUGUCUGACAGACAACAGCUAUGCUUUUUAUGUACCAGCUUGUCGAAAGUUCAAGUAUCGCUCGUGAAGAAACUCGCGGCGAAGCACAGCGCGAAUUACGUGAACCAGUUCGAUCGCAACGUAACGCACGUCAUCGUGAACACGACCGGCAAGCGGAACGUAGCCAAAAGUAGCACGCUCAAGUAUCUCCAAGGUAUAGCUCACCGGAAGUGGAUAGUCAUCUAUAGGUGGGUCGAGGAUUGUAUCAUGCAAGAGAAACUGCUGAAUGAAGUUCCCUACGAAGCGACUACGUCGCCGUCAUCAUUCAAUGACGGCGUCAUCGGCGUUAAGGGCCCACGGAAUUCCAGACUGCGCGAAAAGGAUCUGUUUGAAGGGUUCACGUUUUUGUGCAUUAAACCGUAUCACAACGUCUCGCUCAGCCAAUAUCAAGACUUGUUACUCGCCACUGGAGCCACGGUGGUCGACUCUCUCGAAGAUCUCGCUAAGAAAGGAGGCAUGAAAGGCGUGGUAAUCCAGUACAAUACUCAUGAUACUGAAAUGAUCGAACGUUGGUAUUACACUGCCAAAGCGGCGCCCAUUUUCGUCGAAUGGAUAGUGGAAUGUAUCGGACAAUACAAAUUACUGAAGCUCGCAUCACAAUAUUUGUCGGUGGAGGACUUUCAGGCCAUCGGCUAUCCACGAGAGCUCGUGGAAGAAUACGAAGAAUACAGUGACGUUGAAUUAAUAUAAAAGAAUUAAUAUAAAAGAGAUAUAUUUUUUGAAUAAUUCUUAUUGACUCGUAUAUACAUCAUUAUAUAUUUUCGACACUCUAACGAUCUUCACUAUAGUAGUAUUCUUAUGUUUAAGUUAUGUUAGCACUUACGAAACCUACAUAACUGCGUGAAUUAAACUUCUAUCAUUUGCCAUAUCUAUCGUUAUAGUAUUAACUGUUACAUGCUGUUAACUGUUACAUGAUUAUAUUGUUUUUUUUUUAUAUACAGUAUAUAUAUGU